Dentiscutata heterogama is the source of this 888-nucleotide messenger RNA. The record is from the annotation of a GenBank genome assembly. Lineage: Eukaryota; Fungi; Glomeromycota; Glomeromycetes; Diversisporales; Gigasporaceae.
AUGCGAAAAGCAUUCGAAGAAGGUGGUAGUUUAUAUAAACACUGUGAUCUUGGAUUAUGCGAUCGAAAUCGAAUAGGCAGAGCUGAUGAUAGACAAUUGGCAGCUGAAGGGGAAUUAAAAUUUGACAAAGAGGAGUGCGAAAGGGGUGUUAAUGAAAAGCAAGAGGAUACAAACAGAAAGGUGAUUGCAAAUAAAAAGGGAAAUGAAGGGGCAUAUGGAGUGAAAAACAAAAAUGUUAAAAACAUAUUUAUAUAUGAUAAUGAAACAGCCCAUAAUGUCAAAUCUAAUCUAGCAUCCAGUGUAAACCUAAUAAACAUAGAUUAUGUGAAAAAGAAAGGGCUUAUCUGGAGACGUUUUAACAAUAUAUCAACUAUUGUUAGUACAAGUGAUGAUGAGAUCAUUGGAUGUGUUCCUGGUGUUGAAGUUGAUAUUGACAGUAUUAAAGUGGUUCAAAAGUUCCAUGUGAAGCGUGGAUUUUGUUGUAAUGUUAUUCUUGGAAUGCCGUGGAAAGCAACAUUCAUGAUCUCUGAUAAAAGCAUAGAUGAAUAUAUGAAUAAAGGUAGUAUAAUAAAGAAUGAUGAUCAAAGAAAAAAUGAAUUUGUAGAUGUUAGAUGUAUUAAAGGUAAAUUGACGGAGAAUGAUGGUGCUGGCGAAGAGAAAGAGAAAGUAGUGAUGGAAAAGACAAUAAUGUUAACAAAUGAAUCUGGAAAAGAUUACCAUGAAGGUAAAAUUGAAAAUGAAAAAGAUGAACAAAAGGCAUUUGUUCAAUGUCAAAGCCUCGGGAAAAUGAAUUGUGAUAAUGAAACACGUGAUCACAAGUGUGAUGAUAAGAAUAAACGAUGCAUUGGAUUAGGAGGAGCAUCUAUGAGUCAUCCAAGCACUAUAUGA